Molecule: messenger RNA, 552 nt
Organism: Serpula lacrymans var. lacrymans S7.9
Lineage: Eukaryota; Fungi; Basidiomycota; Agaricomycetes; Boletales; Serpulaceae
Exons: 8
Coding region: 1-552 (183 amino acids)
Source: RefSeq, a predicted model, not a curated record
AUGGCAGACUUUUAUACUACCCCGGCUUUCCUGUCUAAUCUGCAGACAUCUAAGGUACACUUGGUCUGUGGAAAGAAGUGGGAUUUUACGCGAUUCGUAUUCACUGCCUCGCGUUAUCUACCUCUAAUUGGCGCUCUUCUGACAGUGAGCGCUGCUCUUCAGACAGAUCGUUCAGGAAGCUGCAUACCCUUCAAUGAUGCUUCAGAUGCAAACCCGGGAGGUUGCAUAUUUGCAGGCAAUCAAACAAACGCUAUACAAUAUGCAUUCUUAGUAGUUUUUGAGAUCGUCCUGCUGUUUUUAACAGCACUCAAAAGGUAUAAAUUCUAUGAGCAUGCUAGGGAUAGCAUAGUAAUCACCACACUCUUUCGGGAUAAUGUGCUGUAUAUGGGAGCUAUUAUAUCCAUUUCAUUGGCCAAUAUCAUCGUCAUUGUCACUGUACUGGUAAAUUUUGAUGCUUGCAGAGAAUACGUCCUAGCCUCUCGCAUUCUGUUUAAUCUCCGUGAAACUCAAAACUAUACGAGAAGUUACCGUAUUAGAAUUCCUCGUGGUUGA